GUUGGCGUUAGAGGACUAUUAUGUGCCCAAAGCCGAGGCGGAGGAGGUGGAUGUGGUGGUGGAGGUGGAGGAGGAGAGUGGACGAGUGACGCCGAGGAGUGACAACGUAUCGGUGGAGCUUCAGGAGAGGAAACUGCUGGUACAAAGGUGAGUUGACGCGUGGCAGCCUCAGGUGACGCACCACGUCUACACCCUCGCCUCCUCCUCCCGCGCCUCCCCCCGCACCCCAGCACCUGCAGCCCCUACACAGUGCCGUACGCCUCCGACAAGCGUCCCCAACGCCCCACCACCUACGCCUGUGCAUAAGCCGCACGCCAAACACGGCUCUCUGCCAGACCCGCCCCGGCUGGUGAGGAGCAGCAGACCCCGCCAUGGAGAGCCACACGGGCCCCGGCGGCCUUCCCAAUACCUCUGGGCCGAAUUCGCCUCUUGUGGACGGCUCCCACGAGGGUGAGUCACGCGACGACACACAGCAGGGCGUAGACGGGUUCGCCGCCGCGCCGGGCACCACGCAUGGUCUGGCGCCGCCCUCCCCAGCCACAGCAGGGGAUCGGCGCAGCCGCAGCCACAGCCCAGAGCCUGACCCGCCCCCGCCCUACGACUCCCUGGUGGUGGGCGGCAGGCAGCCAUCACAGCGCCGCUCAUUGCCUGGGCCGCCGCCGUCCUACGCCUCGGCCUACAGCUUGGAACAGAAGGCCGCCACCAGCUUGGCUCAGGAUCCGGGGGGGGAGGGAGAACCUACUCCGCCCCGCAGAGUGAGGAAGCGCCCGUGCGUCACCCUUAACAUGGAGGAGGCGCUUGCGGCGGCGAAGGAGCCGUGGGCCAGCCUGGGACCGGGCCAGGGCGCCUCGCCGUGCCCUAGCCUGCAACAGCAGGAAGGUUCAGUGACCGACUUCAAGAGCAACGGCAGCAACAACAACGUGUUCUUCUAUGUGCAGGACGAGACGGAGGACGAGGUGCCGCCGACGGGAGAGGCGGGCAUCAAAGGCUGCGACAAUCUUGGGUUCGUGGCUGACGAGGCUGAGGGCAGCCCUGUGGCAGGCUUCGUGCCGCCCGCAAGGGCCCCUCCCAGGCCACGCGGCCGCGCCUCGGUUGGCGCCCCUCCCCGCGCACUUACCACCGACACACCUGCCUCGUCUUCCGCCCAGGCCACGCUGCUGGCACGCAGUAAUUCAAACCCCGAUUUUUUUACGCCGCCCGGGCAUGGACUGUGCCACGCCCACAGCUUCACCGCGGCGCCGGCCCACACCCACGUCCACGCCUCGUCCACUCUCAGGAAGCGCAGCACUUCGCGCGGCCGCCCAAGUGUCGGUCCUGCAGACGCCCCUGGGAAUGUUCAGGUCAAGGAGACGUCCUUCACCGGAGGCGGUGGCGACAAGACGCCGCGGCAAGCAACACUGGCCGUAGAAGACAGCCCCGGCCUGCUACGGAAGAUCUUCAGCAGCUCCUUCCUGGGACUGUCACGCAGCCCCUCUACAAAGUCGUGCAGGUCAGUACGUGACGACGUCAGCGGCAGACACUCCCGCACCCCCAGUGGCCAGUCCAGGACAACCCAGGGGCCGCCCAGCGUGCGGGAGGAGAGUCACCGCCACUACAUCAUGCACCAACACCUUUACCGCAACAGCCGCCGCAACGUGCAGGAAAAGCUUCACCGCCAGCUGAGUGAGUCUGACCACAGCCACCACCACCACGGCCACCGCCGCCACGACUCCCCUGACGGCCACGGGCACGGCCGCGCCCACCACCACCACCAUCACCAUCACCACCGUUCACAAUCGCAGCGCAGCCCGGCACGCCCACGCCGACACGAGCCUCUGCGGCGCCACAACACGUAUGGCCACGAACACUACCUCAAGCUGGGCCAGGAGCUGGAGGAGCGGUGCAUGCGAGAGGACUCGCUGGAGCGGGAGGAGGAGGAAGAGGAGGAUGGGGAGGAGGAGAACCCCGUCAGGAGGGUAUCGCACUACCAGCAGGAGGAGAAGGGACUCACCGACGUGGAGAGAUGGGUGGGCGUCCAUGGAGGGGGCAGCGAGGAGGGCGCAGAGCCAACCGCCACCACGCCCAUGGCAGCUGCCAUGCCCACCACGCCCACCACGCCCCACAUCAUCGUGUCCACUGAGGAGGAUGAGGGCGCUGGGACUUCCACGCAGAAGGCGAGACCCACGCUGGAAUUCAGCGAGGACCAGUGUGACAGUUCAGCCUCCAACGGACAGGUGACCAACAACGGCGCCGCCACUGCACCUGUCAUCGGGGGGCCGCUCACCGAAGAGAAGCGGCCCAAGCUUUCGCUCACAAUGAACUCGCUGGAUCUGCCGGACGCCCGCCACCCCUCCCUGGACUUCACCACCUACAGGAAGACUCGCAGGAACUCCAUGCAGGAGAUCAUGAAACGCGUGGGCAGCAGCCAGACCAACCUGCCCCCUCUGCACCCCGGCCACAACAUCCGCCGCUCCAGCUCCCGCAACAGCCUGGAGCCCUCCGUGGUGGACUGGCGGCAGGAAGGAAAUGAUUCUCUGAUCGCCUGUGUAAGUGCCCUCUAUGGCAAGCUGCUGGUGGUGAUGGGCAUGGCUUUCCCCAUUGCUGAGGUCAUCUCCCAUGACAUACCCAUCUCCUUCUAUAAUGGCUUCUACCUCUACCUGUACGUCGGGUCCAUCCUGUUCCUGGUGUACGCUUACGUCUUCCUGCUGCAGACCAUCAACAUACCCACCAGCCAACUCAAGUCCAAGUUUCAGACCCUGCGAAGCUACGUGCCCAUGCCUGAUUUAAACACGGUGCUUCCCCUCCGCAAGUCCAGCACAUCCAACACCAAGGGGACAGGUCGCCUUAAUGCCAGCAAAGAUUCACGGUACCCCGGUGACAUAGACAAGGAGAGUGACCGAGCCUCCAUCAACACCAUGAGCUUCAAGCCGCCCAAGUAUGGCCUUGCCGAUGACAACCAUGGGUCCAUGUACCUCAAGAUGGGAGCUGUCUUGUUUGGCAUUGGCAGCAUGAUCUACAGUGGCCUGGAGGUUGGGCAGUACUUUGAGCUGCAGGCAGAUGACAGCUGUGCUGACAUUCUGCUGGUGAUCUCGCCAGCAGCCAGGAUGCUCUUCACUUUCAUACAAAUGUAUUUCAUCUUCCUUAACUCAAGGGUUGCCAUCAGUCGCCACCGCGUCAUUGCCAGGUUUGGGCUGAUGCACAUGAUUGGGACGAAUCUAUGCAUCUGGCUCAAUGUGCUGGUGCAGGAAACCAAACACGAGAUCAUCAACCUUCGCUUCGGCCAUGGCGGCCACCAUGGAGGCAAUCUUUGGGCUGUGAUCUUGGAUGAAGUUCGUGGGACCAACCUGACGGGUCACCAUCGUGAAGGUCAUGGAGAUUCCGCUGUGUUGGGAGACCAUGGCCAUGGGAGUUCACAUGGGCAUGGUGGGGGCACCCAUGGGGGCCACCAUGGACAUGAUGCUGUGGCUCAUGUGACUCAUGCUCCUCUAAAUGACACUCACAAUGACCAUGACAGUCAUGAAGUAGAUGAGGUAUACAACAGCAGCUACCCCCAUGCAGAAGCACUUGUUUCGCAUGGAGAAACAGACCAUGGACAUGGAGGCCAUGGAGGACAAGCAUUCAGCAUCUAUGAGUGCAGUCGCUCAGAACUCAUGGGAGAAUUGGUGGACAAUGCAUCGCCCUUCCUCUUCCCGUGCACCAUCGAGUACUCGCUACUGUGUGCUGGUGUCCUGUAUGUGGUGUGGAACAACAUAAACAAGCCAGAGGUUGCAUGUGACGGGGACUCCGACAUUUCAACAUAUGUUGCUCGCAAGGCCCGUCACCACUACUCUGUUGACUGUGCCCAUGCCAAUCGUGGGCUGUUCAUGGGCAUCCUCAUGCUGGUGCUGACCAUCAUCUCCCUGAUCCUGUUCUUUGUGCUCAUCAACAAUGAAGCCUACAAGUCCCUGGCCAUCAUGGAAGCCAACAUCAUUGAGCUGUCUGUGUACAGCGUUGCCACUGUGACAGUAGUGGUGGGGAUGAUACAGAUGCGGGAGCUGGAGUUUGUGCCAGAAGGCGACAUAGAGUUGGACAACAUUCUGCUGCUUAUCGCUCAGACUGGUGUCUACAUCUACACUUGCUUUUCCAUCAUCGGGGGACAUUUCACCAUGAGCGUUAGUGAAGACCGAUCGUUCAUGGUGCUGCCGCUGCUGUCAGCCAUCAUCACACUCACCCAGACCACUCUGCAGACCAUCUUCAUCCUGGAUGCCACGCGUCGCUGCUGCUACAACCAUGACCAACUUGAGCGUAAGCCUGGAAGAGAAAUGGUUACUUUCCUCCUGGUGUGUAAUCUUGCGAUGUGGGCGAUCAACACCUUCGAGACGUCCCGUGCAGACGCCCACCCAACGCAGCUCAACUUUUACGGCAUCUGGGCAUGGACCAUCAUUUCCCACAUAUCAAUGCCUCUCGCCAUCUUUUACCGAUUCCAUGUCACUGUCUGCCUAUGUGAGAUAUGGAAGAGAUCCUACAAACUCAAGAAUGAGUUUUAGAUUAGCCUACGUGCCACCCAGGCUGUGAGGUUAUCAGGAUAAGAGUGCUAGACAUAAAAGGCAAUAUCUGGAAGAAGCAUUCAAGAGGAAGACCUUACUGUCACCCUACUUUCUCAAUACUGCUGUCAUUAACAUGAAGCAUACUAGAGCUCAAAGGCCAGUUUUCCUCCUUAACAACUCACAGUGUCUAGUAUUACUAUAAUGGUAAUGCUGUGGUGGGUAAUGGGUGCAAAUAUUCUGAAACUGAAGACAAAAUGAAUGUCAAAGAUGCUGCUCUUUUAUCUGUCUAUUUGCUCUACAGUUUUGAUAGCCUGUUUGCUGUGGGUAUUCCCCCUUGAUGAUGUAACCACAGAGUCUCCAGUUCUCCCUGUUCAUACACUCCUUCUCAAGUGGAUCAACCUCUAAAUUAAUAGCAAUGAGUGCUCCUUCUUCAGAAGUGCUUGUGUGGGGGUGAUGCUAAAGAAACAGUGGAUUAACUUCUCUGGAUCCCCACACACUUCAAGGAUCUACUACAAGAGUUUAGUACAGUGGUGGGCUAGCGUUGUAAGGAAAAGCUAAUGUUGCCAAAUACUCAUCUCAAACUACAUUUUCAAAAGACUGUGUGAUCUACUUUCCCAAUAUAUUUAUUGAUACAUGCUCCUGAACAUUGGAUGAUUGUGUUCUUUCCUCUUUCUAUCUUUAUUACUUUGUUUUCAUCUUGUUUAUAACCGAGGCCAUUUUGACUCCCCAGCCUGUGUACACUGAGGUGGGACAGGUGGUGAUGACUUGUAUGAAACACCACAAGGGUGUCAGUUUUGAGACUGAUCUUUAACAGCAGAAAGAUGUUGUCAGUCCGACAUCAAAAACCCUGAACCCACUGCACUUCAGGAGUACACUUGCAGCAGGCAAGUGUUUGGCACUUGGCACUACCAGUGACUUACUGUAGGACUGAAUUUUGUUGAAUUUUGUUUAUAAGAUGAAUGUUGCACUGUAAGUUAUUAAUAGUUCAACUUUCUGCACAUGAUAAAGGAACAUUUCUUGUUGUAUCACCAGCAUCACACCUGAGUGACAGAUCAAAUGUAAUAUUUUUAAAUAUUUUAUAUUACAUUUUUUAGAUAACCCUAAACUUGUUCAAAGUUUGUUAUAACUAGGAGCUUUUACAAAUUUUUAGCCUCCUUAUUAUCUCUUAUGUUUUGAAAAUCCUAAACCUGGACUUAGAAUAUAUCUUAGUGGCAUGAAGGCUGCAGUCAUUGUUAUGGAACACUGCAGUAAUAAUAGGCUGUAAUUCUGGCACAGAGCAAGUACUGAUUAAUAGUGUUAACCAAAGUGAGCAGCUGAGACAGAUUGAUUUCAAAUAAAUAUGAUUGCCUAACAUUCAGGAAUCCCAAGUAAAGCCCAGUACACUUUUGAUAUACCGGGUAUUUACAGUUAUAAGUAGGCCUACAUUAAAGAUAUAAGUAUAUUGCAUCAGAGCUGCAUCUUGCCCAACAUCUGCUCCAGAGAGGACACAGAUGUGCAUGUGCUAUAAGGUAUUACUGAGACCAGAAUAAUUGAUGCUAAACAUUCUUUACUAUUUAAAUGUUUCUUUUAUGUAUAUUCUGUAAAGGUUAUUGUUAUGAUGUACUCAUUUAUAAAGAUGACUAAUUUUGUAGUAUUUAUGAAUAAAAUUAUGUAUUAUAGUUAUGAUAA
Eriocheir sinensis (Chinese mitten crab) is the source of this 6173-nucleotide messenger RNA. RefSeq lists its product as uncharacterized. Gene Ontology annotation, biological process: proton transmembrane transport. Gene Ontology annotation, molecular function: proton channel activity. The record is from RefSeq and is a predicted model, not a curated record. The transcript is spliced from 18 exons. Gene Ontology annotation, cellular component: membrane. Lineage: Eukaryota; Metazoa; Arthropoda; Malacostraca; Decapoda; Varunidae. The coding region runs from base 372 to 4505 and encodes 1377 amino acids.